CUCGUCGCCUUGUGGGGCCAACAGCUCCGCCCGCACGCGGUUCAAAGCAGAGAGCACCAAAGCCUCCGCUUCCCAAGCUCACCACCUCACUCCGCACAGUGAGCUCCAUUGCGCCUACCCGUAAGGCCGUAACACACCUCGCCUCAUGGCAGUGGCCGCGCGCGCGAUGCGGCGCCCGCGCCUCCUGCUGGUGCUUGCUGUGUUCGUGCUGGCGGCGACCGCGGCGGAGGCGACGCUGCACCCAGUGGACUACCUGGCGCUGCAGGUCGUCCGGCGCGCGCUCUCCGACCUGCCGGGCUCCCGCUUCUUCGCGUCCUGGGACUUCACCGCCGACCCCUGCGCCUUCGCCGGCGUAUCCUGCUCCGGGGACGGCCGCGUCGUCACGCUCGCGCUGGGCGACCCGCGCGCCGGAGCGCCGGGCCUCGCCGGCGCGUUCCCCACCGCCGCGCUCGCGAAGCUAUCCGCGCUGAGCUCCCUCUCCCUCGUCCCCGGCCGCGUGACCGGGGGGCUCUCCUCAGCCGUCACCGCGCUCCCGUCGCUCCGGUUCUUGGCGCUCUCUGGGAACCUCCUCUCCGGCGACCUCCCCGCCGCAUUCUCCCCCGCGCUGCGGACGGUCGACCUCAGCAAGAACGCCUUCUCAGGACGGAUACCCCCGUCGCUGCUCCAACUCAGGGGCCUGAGGACGCUCGUCCUCUCCCACAACUCCCUCUCCAGCGAGAUCCCCAGGUCGGUGAGCUCGCCAUUAGUCCAUCUCGACCUCAGGAGCAACCGCUUGUCCGGCGGCGUCCCGCCGCUCCCGGGGACGCUUGUGCACCUGUCGCUCGCCGGGAACCGGCUCUCCGGCCGAGUGGGCGCCGUGCUCCGGAGGCUGCCCAGGCUGUCGUUUCUUGACCUCGGUCGGAACUGGUUCUCCGGCGAGGUUCCCGGCGAAGUCUUCUCCUUUCGGAUUGGUUACCUGCAGCUGCGCAAGAACGCGUUCUCCGGCGAGCUCCGUCCGGCGGGGCGUGUGCCGCCCGGCUCCACGGUGGACCUCAGCCACAACGCUCUCUCCGGGCGGGUCCCGCCGGAGCUGGCACCCGCGGGCGCGGUGUAUCUGAACGGCAACAAGUUCGCCGGCGAGGUGCCGCGGGAGAUCGCGGCGGCUGCGGAGGGCGGCCGGAUGCGGGUGCUGUUCCUGCAGGACAACUUCUUGACGGGGAUCGGCGUGGGCGGCGUGCCGACGAGCGCGGCCGUGUGCGCGCACUGGAACUGUGUGGCGCCGCCGGCGGCCGUGGUGGCCGCGUGCCCCGCCAAGGGCGGCAGGGGGCGCCGCAGGCCGCCUGCGCAGUGCGGCGGGCGAAAUGGGUGAGUUCUUGAGGCGAAAGGUUUUGGGGUUUAGUAGGUAAUGGUGGUCAAGGUCUCAUGAAUCAUGAGAUCUUCAAGUGAUCAAUAAUUUUUGGUGUAUAUUUUGCGAUGUUAUCUCGAGAUAUAGGGCUGUGAUUUUGUCGGGACGACACGCGGACGGUGGAUCCGAUGCGUCACCGGUGUUAAGUGGUUGCAAAUUACAUAGGAAAAGUUUGUGUAAAGGAAAUGUAAGAAUUAAGGUGGUUUCUAUUGUGUGAUCUCGACUCUGAAAUCAAAUGAAAACCCA
Messenger RNA from Phragmites australis (common reed), 1630 nucleotides. Its product is annotated as probable LRR receptor-like serine/threonine-protein kinase At4g36180. Gene Ontology annotation, molecular function: protein binding. The record is from RefSeq and is a predicted model, not a curated record. The coding region runs from base 146 to 1348 and encodes 400 amino acids. The transcript has a single exon. NCBI's taxonomy places the organism in Eukaryota, Viridiplantae, Streptophyta, Magnoliopsida, Poales, Poaceae.